CGGGUUAAAGUUAGCAGUAAAUCGCAGCUGACUGUGACAAAAUGGUAGGGCAUUCUCGGUUAACGAGAGGUGAUCAAAUUGUAUAUAUUGCCGCGUAAGGAACAAUGAACGUUGAUAGCCAUGGUCAAGUACAACAGCCGGCAUUAAAAAGCUCGAAAUCUGUAAAUAUAAUAGAUGAUAGCUUGAUCGGCAGUAAGAAAAUAAAACGAGAAAGACCUGACGUUUACAGUGACAAUGGGGGGCAGCCGCCGAUCGGUGACAGUAGUGGCUCUCAACAGAACAGAAUAUUCAGCUACAACAAUACAUCGUCCUCGUGCGUUAACAAUGGUCCUCAUCAAGCCGGUGAACUCGUCAAAGAUAUUCUCGCCGGGAAAAUGACAAGCAUCGCCCCCAGUCCCGUCGAUAAACAUGAUAAAAUUAAACAAAUGCUAGAAGAUGCCAUCAGUGACGACUCAAAGUGUAGAGUACAAGGAAUUUACUUACAAGUAGAACAAUUGCGGAUAGAAGAAAAGCUCCUGUUGUACUUGAAACUACCGGCUUCGUUGACCAAGUCUGGUGAUAACGUGGAUCCUUUGAGACAGCCUUUAAAUCCUCUAGGAAACCGCUAUGAAAUUCACCAGACCAUAAUGUGGAUAAAAACUCAUCUUGAAGAAGAUCCAGACGUCUCUUUACCUAAGCAAGAAGUUUACGACGAGUACAACAUGUUCUGCAUAAAGAAUUCUAUGAAGCCUCUGUCCACUGCUGACUUUGGAAAAGUGAUGAAACAAGUUUACCCCCGAGUUAGGCCGCGGCGCCUCGGAACACGCGGUAACUCUCGCUACUGUUACGCAGGAAUGAGGAAGAAGAUUAAACUGGAUCCGCCGAUGCUGCCUCCUAUAACCGGAGAACAACCGAUCGACGAGGAAGAUGAGAUCACUGAAGAGAUGCUCGGUGCUGCUUCAACGCUGAUAAGGGAAUGGGCGGAAAGUUUACUUGGCUUGAAGUUCCCUUCGCUCAGUGCUUUAGCUCGGCAUUUGGUGAACAAUCUUUGCGUAGACACACGGUCACUGGCCGCGGUAUGCAUUUUGUGCGCUGCCUCAGAUCCCCAGACUGUAGAUAACAAAGAAGCUCCGUCACCAUCACCAACAAUACUGAGCAGUGAAAAACCGGGAAAACUUAGGGAAGCCCAGUUGCAGCUACAACGCAAAUUGCAGCUCCGUGAGCAUAUAAGGGAGCAAAAACUUCGUAAUCAUGACGCAAUUACGCAGAAUCAGAACAAAGAGAAGACUGUAGAUAUUAAGGGAGGGGGGGGAAAGGGCAGCAAGAAGAAUAAAGCGAGUCAGUCAUUACAAGGUACAGGAGGAGGUCCGUUAGCGGUGCGAACCAUACCAACCAAGUGUAAUUUAUCUGUUGUAACGACGAGUCGGCACAAAAAGGUUCUUAAAUCAACUAGCAACAACUACGCGUGCAACAGCAUCUCCCUGCAAUCUAACUGUGAUAAUAUAGUGGUAAAAACGAGCGAAGUCGCGUCUCGUAACAACGAGACGAAGGCGGUUGUUACUAGUACAGCAAUAUCGUCUAAAGACCCUAAAAUAAGAAAUCCUCGGAAGCGUGCCAAUUUGAACGUAGGUUCUAUGAAAUCUGAAUCAGUUGUAGAAAAACAGCCAAAAUUAUUAAACUCACCGGAUACCGUACAAACGGUAAAUAACAACCCGCUGCCAAGACUUGCGUCGAUUCAGAGGACUGGUGGUAGAAAAUCGGCAGUGUCUGCAAACAGCGUAAAAUUGACAAAAUUCAAAGUGAUACAGGCCACUUUUAAUCAGCCUGAGGAAAACUGUGAUAUCCAAUCUUCUAAUCGGUCUAACAAUUGCGCCAAGCUGAACGGUUGCCAGAAUGUCUCUGAUAUAACCGACGUCUCGACAAUAGCUAACAAACAGCCUCAGCAAUCGCAAGAGAGUUCCAAAACUACGAAUAAAACGAGCAAAACCUGCACCCUUGACUCCGACGCUCUGGACGACUAUUUAAACGGAGGAAAUAACUCUCAAGAGCAGGAAGAAGAGCUUUUACAGUAUUUUCAACAGAGCAGCUCCUCCAGCUCUGACACAGAAGUGAACAGCUUAUCGACAGAUGUCGAUCUUGUAUCAAGAUCCGACAAAGUAUCCCAGUUACGAUUAAUCCUCCAGCAAAAUUUGAAAGUAAACACGACUGGACAUUCAACAGCGGAAGAUCCCAUCACCGUUCUUAGUCCAGGAAUAAACUUGGCAUUGGAAAAGGCUGGCAUCGCGUCCAAACCCAACGCAAUAUUGUCUUCGCUCCUCAACUAUCCGAGCCAAUCGGGUACCAGGCGUCGAGUAAGUUUUGAAACGAACGUGGUGGAGCACUUCCAAGAUCAUAGCAGUCAGGUUUCGACGGUCCCUCAAAGUCCAAACACGCGCCGCAGGAUAUUCAACUUCACCCCAAUUUCCCCUGGUCCUUUAUCCCCGAUCAACGGACGUGCUUCCAAGCCCAACUCCGCCAAUGGAAGUCCCUUUGUCUCUCCUAGAAACACACCCGUUCCUCGUUCACGGAGUAACGUUCAAUCGAAUGUCUCCAGAUCCCGUACCUCCCAGAAACCGUUCUCUAGGUCGAUGUCUUGCAGCACGCCUUACACGAACAGAAACGACAUAUUUGUCGUGCCUACAGAAAUAACAAGGCCCAUAUCAGCUUCUCAGUCACCUCCGAGCGGCGGUAAAUUGAACGACCUGCAAACGCCUGCCAACGCUACAAGCGUCCUUGCCAAAGUGGACGAGCCGCAGAGACCAGCGUCUUCUAGCAUUUUGCCGACCGAUUUUACGUCUCAAAAACAAUUGCUGAUCAAUUAUCCGAGCCAGGAGAACCUGCAAGAAAUAAAGAAUUCGUAUCAGAAAACCACCAAGGCACCCGACCAAGAGAUAAGCGAGCUCUUUCACGACGAAAAGAACUUCACGACGGAGCAAUUGUUUUACAGGUCGCAAUCCGUUCCUCUGAGAAGGAUGGUUAAUCCCACGCUAAUGUCUCCGUUAUCAUCGCAACACUAUCCGAUAUGUUUUCAAAGUCAUAGUUUCAAUCCUUCCACGAGUAGCUCUGUGGCUCCCACUCCUGUUCCCAGUGAAUUCAACGACUUCGGCCCUAUCGGCCAUAUAGAUGGCGGUAGCUUUUUGCUUAAUGAUGCAGAUGGAAACAUCAUGCCGAAUGACGACAACUUUAUAAUAGGCGACAAGGAGAUAAGCACUGAAAAUUUGACAAACAUUUUCAACAUUUUGGAUAGCCAGAGCUCUCAGAGCUUAGAAAUUUUGCCAGAGCAUAAUACCAGUGACGAGCCAAUAGUGUCGAAUAGCCUAAUUUUGAAUAGUUUACCAAGUACACAUUUAAAUCUUAAUGUCGGGGAUAUAUUGGAACCGGAGACAGCUUUGGACUCCCCGGAGUCUUCCACUUUGCAGCGAAUGAUGCAAUCUCGAUCUUAUCCUAACACUCCAUUGCCUAUGGCUCUGUCGUACGCUUCUCCUUACGCUGACGAUGUUACCAGUGGAUCAAAAUCGUACCCUUCAACACCGUUGCAUCCAAUCGAAUUAAAGGAAGUAUACACAGAGUCAAGCGAACCAAUGCUUUCCAGUCUAAAUCUAAAUUCGUUGCAGCUUCAUGGCGAGACGGUGAAUUCUGAUUCUUCAUCAAAUAACGUUUGUCGCAACGUCACAGACCUGUUGGAAAGUAGCUUUCUUGCUGAUAACGAAGGUGAAACUGACAGCCUAGAUCCGUUGGGUAAUUUUGACGGACUGCAAGACGUCGACUCGCUAGCACCGCUCUUCAACGAUGUAUCGGAGACAAACCACUGAAGCGAAUAAAUCCUCAAGUGUUAUUUGAGUAUUAAGUAUAUUUCUUAAUAUUUGCGAUAUGCGUGCGUAUAUUUACAUAAAAAUAGGUGCAAAGAUCUCACGAGUAUAAUGGAAGUACGGAGAUACCGUCAACUCGAAAUAUCAACUAGCAAAUUCAACCAUCGCAUACACACAUAAGCUAGAAUAUAAAAUAUUGGUUCGUUUUUGGAACAUUCCAAGUUCACAAGUAGCAAUAGAAUAGCAUGAUUUAUAAGAUAUUGGACGGAAUCAAUUAUUUGUACAUACAACUAUUAAUUAUAUUCAGUUUACACAUUUCAAGGUUAGAUAAAUAUUUACCUUUAUUUUUUAUUCGCACUUCUGGAAGUGAAAUAAAAUGUUCAGAAAUUUUAGAGCCUGCAGGAUGUUUAGAAAAAGUAAUAUACAUACAUGUUUUAUGUAGAAAUGGCGUCAGAAUUUUGUGUCUUAAUAAGCACUGCCUAAUAUAGAGAUAUACUAAUAAUUGUCGAGAAUAGUUCAUAUUUUAUCCAACUAUGCAUACACGUGUAGGGCACAUACCAUAGCAAUCCGAUACUUUUUACCUUUUAGCCGCAGGUUUGGUACUGCAUACAUAAUAAACAGAACCGAAAAAAUCACACGACAAGAAGAAAAACUGAAAAGAAAAAUAAAUAGCGAAUAGAUAUUUUGUUUCAUUCCGUAGCAUGGAACUAUUCUCAUUUGUCAGAUAGUAGAAAUAGUGUAUAGUAAUAAAAAUGUAAGUGCCGUUGUAACGGAUCGUUUAGCGUGAUUUUCAUAAAUAAUUAAUUAACGUAGUUUGUAUUCAGACGAAAUAUUAACUGCCCGCCAAGUAGUACAAAAGUUAAUGUACUGUAAUUCAAGAGGUUUGCAGGUUUCACAGUGCUCACGCCAGGUAAUUGCAGGGAAUAUAGGGGAAAGCUUUAAGAAAAUAGGGAAGGGGGGGUUAUUAGGGUCCUAAUAUUUUUUCAUAAUAUUGACCAAAUAGAGAAAAAUUGGAUUACACACUAGAGUGUCCAUUAUUUUGGUCGUUUUGGAAUUUUUUCCAUGGCACCCCAAAAAUAUGUUUAUAUUAUAGAAAAAAAAAUCCCCUGUAAGUAUAAAAAUUAUCUGGAUAAUAUAGAACAUGGACCGGGGAGGAGGGGUUAAACUUUGAGUGUAAAAUACAUUGAAAUUUUCAAUUUUUUAAAAUUAUUUUUUUAUUCCAUAAACUAAAAUGGAUCCAGAAAAUCAAUUUAAUGCUUCGGAACAAUGUUUAUAAUUCCAACUAAAUAUAGGAACAAAUUAAUUUGGAAUUUUAUUCCGUAGAUAAGGACACUGAAUUAAACCGGCAAAAUUGUGGAUUUGUGAAAUGUAAGAGUUUUGAAAUGCAAUGUUUUUUUUUUUUUUUUAAGUCAAGUGUAAAUAUUAUUUUAUACUUAUUUAUUAAUACCUUAAACAUCAAAUUGAUUUUUUUUACUCAAUUUUAGCUUAUGUAAAAAAGUAACUAACUGGCAUAAGUUGAGGAGUUUUAAGGUGAAAUUACUGCCUUAGGGUACAUUUAGGGGAAACCUUCAGUUUGAGAGAGCUCAUAAGGGAAGGAAUGAAACCAGGGUACUUUUAAGGAAAUUGGGGACCCACUGUGUAGCCUAGGUUUGACAUCAAAUGUCGAUAGUACCAAUACCCAGUUAUUGCAAUUGUAAAUUGUAGAUAAUAGAAGGUUUUUCUUCUUGUAUCACAACCCUAAAAAAUAUACCAAGUAAUAUUCCAGGGUAUAAAUUUUCAUUUUACUAUAUCUGAUGAAUUGAAUAAACCUUUCGCUUUCAGGGACUAAAGAAUUUUUCAAUCAAUUAUAAUAAUCUCACUUGAAUUAUAAUAUACAAAUCGAGGUUGAAGAGAUCUUUACGUUUCCAUUAUACUCGAAAAUCCUUUAAAACUUGUCUUCAAAAGAUGCAAAGUAUUAAAUUAACAAGGAAUGGUGCUGGAUGUGGUUUUAAAAAUAAAUAUCCACCGCAGAAGAAAGCGUAUCUUUGAGAAAGUGAGAAAUUAUAUGACUAUUGGGAUCAAUUAGGGUUGUUACGAAGAAUAAUUAACGAGUGUAUGUACGUGCGUUUACUUGCAGGCUUUGUUUACAUGGUCGCAAUAGUGGUUUGUAUCAGUCGCAAUAACGUUCAAACGACAACGAUGAUCCAUUUUCUCGACCAAUGUUUGUCCAUGUGGUACUAACAAAUUGUAGAAGUGAAAAUCUUUUACAAAUAAUUGUCAACAUCAGGCAUUAUUAUAUCGUUAUUAUGGUCAUAGAAUGUUGCAUAAAAUAAUUAAAUCGUCAAGGUACAGGAAAUAUAUUUACGACAUGCUUUUGAUAAUGAUAUCUACUCUCUUCAUUAGCAUGAACGGGAGAAAGAAUCGAUAUGAGUUAGUGGAAAAAAAAAACACCAUUUUUGGUAAGAAAUCAGUAUUGCAAUGAUUAUUAAAAGUUCAUUCGUUAUUGUUACUCCUCAUGUUACAUUAUCCUUUGUUAAAAAAAAGUUACUAGUUAGUGGAGAUCAUUAUUGCAAAUGUUACAUCUUUUGAAAUCAAAGUGAAAAGAUUUGAAAGAGGAAUUUAGAGCAGUUCUUUUUUCAACUUGUUUCACGUUGCCUUUGAAUCCCAUAAUAAUGAAGAUUGCAGUGAUCAUUGGCACACAUGUUAAGCACAUGAUCGCUGAACAUAAAAUUUCGCAAAGGCAUCGAUAAUCUGUUUUAGUAAACACCUGUGUGAAACUUGAAAACAAUUAUGUUACAUAUAAUUAUCAAAUCUUGGUUACUGGUUUACUAGAGAGAGUGCAAUUUUCUAGUUUACGUUCUCUUUCUUUCGGUUUGAACACGCUGUUUAUCUCUCUGCACACGCACAUGCGCAUACACAAACACACAAAUACACGAAGUAUCAUGUACCGCGUUACAGCUAAUUCAAGGAUAACUUUAUAGUAUAUUCGUAACUGUGUACAACUGCGUUGUCAAGUAUUUUAUUUUCUCCAGUAAUCUAACCCGCAAAAAUAUAAUUGUUGCGAGAUACGAAUUCCCAUCCAUUACCUAUCAUCGCCGUGAUAAUUUUUAUAACACAACCGCCGAAGAAACGCUUGAUAAAUAUUGUUUUUGCGAAAGAAGAAAUCAGAUAGAUUAAACCAGCAAAGCAGCUACCUUUGCUUGGUUGUUUCUUCCGUUUGAAUGAAUUGGGCUGAGUUGAACGUAUCAAACCGUACUGUGAAACAUACGUUAAUGUUACUAGUGAUAGAAAUAAAAAUUAAAGUUAAAAGGAAAUAAUAAAAACGUAUUGAACCGAGAUAUAUGGCUAACAAGUGAAAAGAUGAUGGAACAAGGUGAACUUUUUGUACGCAUAAAAUGCGAAGGAUGAUGUAUUGAGAUGUUUGGAUU
Messenger RNA from Neodiprion fabricii, 7234 nucleotides. RefSeq lists its product as uncharacterized. Gene Ontology annotation, biological process: regulation of transcription by RNA polymerase II. The transcript has 6 exons. The record is from RefSeq and is a predicted model, not a curated record. Gene Ontology annotation, molecular function: RNA polymerase II cis-regulatory region sequence-specific DNA binding; DNA-binding transcription factor activity, RNA polymerase II-specific. Lineage: Eukaryota; Metazoa; Arthropoda; Insecta; Hymenoptera; Diprionidae. The coding region runs from base 105 to 3830 and encodes 1241 amino acids.